Messenger RNA from Synchiropus splendidus (mandarinfish), 2004 nucleotides. RefSeq names its product F-actin-capping protein subunit alpha-1-like. The record is from RefSeq and is a predicted model, not a curated record. Gene Ontology annotation, cellular component: actin cortical patch; F-actin capping protein complex. The transcript is spliced from 10 exons. Gene Ontology annotation, molecular function: actin filament binding. Gene Ontology annotation, biological process: barbed-end actin filament capping; actin cytoskeleton organization. NCBI's taxonomy places the organism in Eukaryota, Metazoa, Chordata, Actinopteri, Syngnathiformes, Callionymidae. The coding region runs from base 568 to 1410 and encodes 280 amino acids.
ACAGCUAUAUUUGCAUUUACUGGUAACCGCGAAGGCAUUUUACGCUGCGCCCCGGUGUGCAAGAGCGCUGUUUUUGUUACCUGCUACCGGAGCUAGCUUAGCCGAGGCAGUGAUGUGUUUGACAGUUGAACCGACUGAUCCAUAUGUUGUUCCUCGGGAUAAAACCGUUUCUAUUUGACCUUUGCUUUCAACCGAACGCUCAUAAAAUGCGCCGCCCUUUCACCGUUGAUGUUUAUCAGCUCGUAAUGAAGUUGAGGGCUAAUGCUAUAAAGCGAAGGAAGUCGAGCUACUUCCUGCAUUUACAGUGUUGGUCAAUGACAGCGCAUCCACCCACACCCAGUCUGCUGGAGUUUGUCUCGUAUGCGGCCGAUAAAGCUGUGACAACAUGCCAUGUCAGAGUCGGAAUCAGGCAUCCCUUUGAUGUACUUCACAUUUACGUCUUAAAGUGUGUGCCCUUUGCAUUCUUUUCCGUCGGUUUGACUGCGCUCUUGUUGGGGCUUGAAGUGUGUGCUGUGGCUCUUCCUGCUGUUACAUGUCAGAAAAGACAGCAUUCCACAGACUGAUGGAAUGCAGAUUCGCAUCGCAGCCAAUUUUGUAAUCCACGCUCCUCCAGGAGAAUUCAACGAAGUGUUCAAUGAUGUGCGGGUCCUGCUCAACAAUGAUAACCUCCUCAGAGAGGGGGCGGCUCAGUCCUUCGCGCAGUACAAUAUGGAUCAGUUCACCCGAGCCAAAAUUGAUGGAUACGAAGACCAGGUGCUGAUAACAGAUCAUGGGAACUUGGGUAACGGCCGCUUUCACGACCCUCACAACAAGAUCUCCUUCCGGUUCGACCACCUGAGAAAGGAAGCUUCCGACCCCAGACCUCACGAGGGCGAGGCGUCCCUCAGGUCCUGGACUGAGGCUUGCGAUUCUGCUGUUCGCGCCUAUGUUAAGGAGCACUACCCCAAUGGAGUCUGCUCUGUUUACGGGAAAACGGUUGAUGGCCAGCAGACUGUCAUCGCCUGUAUCGAAGGCCAUCAGUUUGAGCCGAAAAACUUCUGGAACGGACGCUGCAGGUCUGAGUGGAAGUUCAGUGUCUCACAGUCGACAGCCCAAGUGGUUGGAGUCUUGAAAGUUCAGGUACAUUACUACGAGGACGGAAACGUGCAGUUGGUCAGUCAUAAAGACAUACAGGAACCUCUGACCAUCAGUAACGAGACCCAGACAGCCAAGGAGUUUGUCAGAAUCAUUGAGGAAGCAGAGAAUGCAUACCAGAUGGCCAUCACUGAGAACUACCAGACCAUGUCGGACACCACGUUCAAAGCCUUACGCAGACAGCUGCCGGUCACCCGCACCAAGAUCGACUGGAACAAGAUUCUCAGCUACAAGAUCGGCAAGGAGAUGCCAGCGUCGUCACAUUACUCCAAUUGAGUCUCUUUCAAAUGCAACACCAUGAAUCUCUCAGACAAGUGCGCCCCUCUUCUUAUUUGCACCCUCCAAAAUGGAAACAAACAAGUGGCAUAGCUGUCACACGUGUCAAUUAUUCUUAAACCUUUCUCACAACACUUGUCUUAAUUUCGGACCCCUUAGUGGUUUAGCUGUAAACGCUUGAAAGGUCACCUAGUAACUAACGUUGAUUCUCUCUAUUUGACUUGAUCGUCCAGAACUUCCCAUACCUCCAUAGUUUUGAACAGAUAUGCAAAUGAACGUGUCACCAACUGGAGAAACUUGACGGCAGCAAACGACAAGCUCGUGAUUCAGUAGUUCUAUUUAUACAUCUCUCUGGAUGCAGAGUUGUAGCCAAAAGAAAAAAAAUCUCCUCUUCCUCUGUCUUUCAGUUCUUUACUCAAUCUUUGUUUUCCUCAGAGAGACUUUCGGUGGUUCCUCCUCUAACCUCCUCCCUGGACUGUAAAAGUUUCUGUGUUCCUCUGACAGUUUGCCUUCAGCUUUUGCUAUAUUUUUUAUACAAACUGUAAGUACAUUUAUUAUUCGUGAAAUAAAACUGUUGCACCAACAUUCAGUAGU